GUAGAAAAAGGGGGACUGCUGUCAUUACACUUCUUUCUCAGAGAGACAGCAAACAGAAAAAAGGGUUAGAGGAAGCUCAUCAAACCUAAACAAAGACCGUUGGAUCAGUACAUGCAUCCACAUACAGACAUGACUUGCAAACUCUGGCUCGUUCUGUGUUCCAUGUGGCUUCUGCUGGCAACAUCUGAAGCUGGACGGCAGAUGCCUAAACUUUCCAACAGGAAACUCUGCGCCGACUCCGAAUGCAGCCACCCCAUCUUGAUAGCUCGUGCAGUGCAGGACUACUAUCCUGGAGACUGCAGGUUCAUCCCCAUCAGACAGGGGCAGCUUGUCUAUGUAUAUGCAAUGCUUAAAGACAGAGGGAACCUCUUCUGGGCUGGCAGUGUACAAGACUCUUAUUAUGGCCAACAGGAGGCUCGUGUUGGCCACUUCCCCAGCAGCGUUGUGGAGGAGACACACCCUCUCAUGCCAGCCAGCACUGAAGUUACAACUACGAAAUGGGACUUCUACUGUUACUGAUGAUGUAUGUACCGAUGAAGAGAACGACACGCUUGUCAAACACACUUUACAACUUUGGUAUCACAUGAUCUUACACACAUUGUUGAUGUUAUAGCAUAUGUACAGUAUAUCGGUACUGCUGAUAAUCUGCAAUUGCAAAGAGAAACAUGGGCAGCAGCUACACAUUGCAGCAAAUAAUCCUAGAAAGUUAUUAGAUCUCAUCAUCGGGAUUUGAAAGAGCUGAAACAAGAACCAUUGCUGUUUAACGCUUUGUGUUGGACUCCUUCUGCUGUUGAUUGAUUGCUAGAUAAAUCGCACAGCCUACAUUCUCACUUAUGCUGACUGUAUGUGUUUUUUCAGGUAUUAAAUGUCUUAUAAUAUA
Scophthalmus maximus (turbot) is the source of this 880-nucleotide messenger RNA. RefSeq names its product MIA SH3 domain containing (gene mia). The record is from RefSeq and is a predicted model, not a curated record. The transcript has 4 exons. Gene Ontology annotation, biological process: extracellular matrix organization. Bases 112 to 519 code for a protein of 135 amino acids. Gene Ontology annotation, molecular function: protein binding. Lineage: Eukaryota; Metazoa; Chordata; Actinopteri; Pleuronectiformes; Scophthalmidae.